AUGAAGACCCAGCACCCACUCCCGGCCGCCGGAAAGCCGAUCUUCGCCUCAUUCCCCCUCAUCGGCCUCCUCUCCCACGCGUUCAUCUUCGUCUCCGGCCUAACUCUAGGCAUCGUCCUCUGCUUCCACUACAAGACCUUCUCCUUCAGCCUCCACGUCACCAACGGCCAGUUCUCAAUCUUCACAUCGCAGCCGCUCGGCGGCCACCAUCCGCCGCCUCCGCCGCGGACGCCGACGCCGGAGUCGAGCCGGACGGCGGCGGGAGGCGGCGAGGUGACGUGGACGGACUUUCUGGAGCCGCCGGGGGUGAUGCACGGGAUGACCGACCGGGAGCUGACGUGGCGGGCGUCGAUGGCGCCGAAGGCGGCGGGCUUCCGGCCGGGCCGGAGGGCCAAGGUGGCGUUCAUGUUCCUGACACGUGGGCCCGUGGUUCUGGCGCCCCUUUGGGAGAUGUUUUUCAAGGGGUACCGUGGGCUGUAUUCGGUGUACGUUCACUCGGAUCCAAAGUACAACGGGUCGGAGCCUGAAGGGUCCGUCUUUCACGGCAGGAGGAUUGAUAGUAAGGAAGUGAAAUGGGGGAACGUGAACAUGGUAGAGGCAGAGCGUCGGCUGCUGGCCCACGCUCUCCUCGACGUGUCAAACGAGAGGUUCGUCCUCUUGUCGGAGUCGUGCAUCCCUCUCCACAACUUCUCCACCAUCUACUCCUACCUCCUCGGCUCCAACCACACCUUCGUCGAGUCCUACGACCUCCCAGGCCCAGUGGGCCGCGGCCGCUACAGUCUCAACAUGGCCCCGACCCUCCGCCUCACCAACUGGCGCAAGGGCUCCCAGUGGUUCACGGUCGACCGCCACCUGGCACUCGAGGUCGUCUCCGACUCCACCUACUUCUCGGCCUUCAAAAGCUAUUGCAAGGGGUCGUGCUACGCGGACGAGCACUACCUUCCGACCCUCGUGGGCGGCGUGCUCCCUGGCGGUUUUGCGGCGAGGAACGCCAACCGAACGCUGACGUGGGUCGACUGGUCGAGGGGUGGUCCCCACCCAACUAAGUUCAUCCGCACUGGUGUGAAUCCUGGUUUCCUCGAGUGGUUGAGGGGGGGAGGGGGGAGGAGGUGCGUGUACAACGGGAGGGUCACGGGCCAGUGCUACCUAUUUGCGAGGAAGUUCACGGCCGACACAUUGUAUAGGCUGCUCAGGUUGCACCUCAAGUCAUGCAUUUCAACCGCGGCCCGGCGGAAAGUGGCCCACAAAUCACCGGUCGCCGCCGCCACAGGACUGCCGCCGCUACCAUCUCGACGAGCGCCGCCAGCCAUCCCCAUCAGCGCUCUCUCUCUCUCCGGUCCUCCCAGACACGCCGGAAUCAACACACCCAAACUACCGGCCACUUACAUUCACCUAAUCUCUCCCGUCGCCGCCCAAUCGGUCGCCGCCGCUAACAUCCCGUCGAGCGUCGUCGUCCAUCCCAGCACCGCCAUCAGUCACCCGCACCCGUCUCAAACUCGCUCAGCCUGCCCGUGGAUCGCCCCGAUUGUACUGAUGGCGAGGGCCACCGUUCCGGCGAAUUGCAGAGAAAUAGUUAAGGGAUUGAGACCUGAACGGGACGAGCUCGCCGGCGAUCUGAACGGGAGAUGGAAGCGGCGGCCGGAAAUUCUAUUGGGGCUGAGGAAUUGCAUCAUUUAUUUGGGUGAAUUUUGA
Striga asiatica is the source of this 1692-nucleotide messenger RNA. The record is from the annotation of a GenBank genome assembly. NCBI's taxonomy places the organism in Eukaryota, Viridiplantae, Streptophyta, Magnoliopsida, Lamiales, Orobanchaceae.